Molecule: messenger RNA, 4540 nt
Organism: Ochotona princeps (American pika)
Lineage: Eukaryota; Metazoa; Chordata; Mammalia; Lagomorpha; Ochotonidae
Gene: ATP11A
Product: ATPase phospholipid transporting 11A
Exons: 30
Coding region: 176-3580 (1134 amino acids)
Biological process (GO): phospholipid translocation
Cellular component (GO): recycling endosome; trans-Golgi network; plasma membrane
Molecular function (GO): magnesium ion binding; ATP hydrolysis activity; ATP binding
Source: RefSeq, a predicted model, not a curated record
CGCAGGAGGGGCCGGGCUCCGGAGGGGCGGCGGGCGCGGAGGAGGAGACAGGCGCGGCGCGGAGCGCAGGCCGACGGGGCGCGGGCGCCGGAGCGCGGGGCCGGCCGGGCAUGAGCGCCGAGGGGCCGCGGCCACCGCCAGCAGCGCCCGGCGCGCCCGGGCCGUGAGCGGAGCCAUGGACUGCAGCCUGCUGCGGACGCUCGUGCGGAGAUACUGUGCCGGAGAGGAGAGCUGGGUGGACAGCCGGACCAUCUAUGUGGGGCACAGGGAGCCCCCUCCCGGUGCCGAGGCUUACAUCCCACAGAGAUACCCAGACAACAGGAUCGUCUCCUCCAAGUACACGUUCUGGAACUUCAUACCCAAGAACUUGUUCGAGCAGUUCAGAAGAAUUGCCAACUUCUACUUUCUGAUCAUAUUUCUGGUGCAGCUAAUUAUCGACACGCCCACCAGUCCCGUGACCAGCGGGCUUCCCCUGUUUUUCGUCAUCACUGUCACCGCCAUCAAGCAGGGUUAUGAAGACUGGCUGCGCCACAAAGCGGACAACGCCAUGAACCAGUGCCCGGUCCACUUCAUCCAGCACGGCAAGCUGGUGCGCAAGCAGAGCCGGAAGCUGCGGGUGGGGGACAUCGUCAUGGUCAAGGAGGACGAGACCUUUCCCUGUGACCUCAUCUUCCUGUCCAGCAACCGAGCUGAUGGGACUUGCCAUGUCACCACGGCCAGCUUGGAUGGGGAGUCAAGCCAUAAGACUCACUACGCCGUCCAGGACACCAAGGGGUUCCACACAGAGGAGGAGAUUGGGGGGCUGCAGGCCACCAUCGAGUGUGAACAGCCGCAGCCUGACCUCUACAAGUUUGUGGGCCGCAUCAACAUCUACAGUGACCUCAAUGACCCCGUGGUGAGGCCACUGGGAUCAGAGAACCUACUUCUCAGAGGAGCCACGCUAAAGAACACUGAGAAAAUCUUUGGUGUUGCCAUUUACACUGGCAUGGAGACCAAGAUGGCUCUGAACUACCAGUCCAAGUCCCAGAAGAGGUCUGCAGUGGAGAAGUCCAUGAACAUGUUCCUUGUUGUGUACCUGUGCAUCCUCAUCAGUAAGGCGCUCAUCAACACGGUGCUCAAGUAUGUGUGGCAGAGUGCACCCUUCCGCGACGAGCCCUGGUACAACCAGAAGACCGAGGCCGAGCGCCAGAGGAAUCUGUUCCUCAGGGCCUUCACUGACUUCCUGGCCUUCAUGGUCCUCUUCAACUACAUCAUCCCAGUGUCCAUGUACGUCACAGUGGAGAUGCAGAAGUUUCUCGGGUCCUACUUCAUCACCUGGGAUGAGGACAUGUUUGACGAGGAGACGGGCGAAGGGCCUCUGGUGAACACGUCUGAUCUCAAUGAAGAACUUGGGCAGGUGGAGUACGUGUUCACAGACAAGACAGGCACACUCACGGAGAACAAUAUGGAAUUCAAGGAGUGCUGCGUCGAGGGCCAUGUCUAUGUCCCCCACGUCAUCUGCAACGGACAGGUGCUACCCGACUCCUCGGGCAUCGACAUGAUUGAUUCCUCCCCCAGUGUCAGCGGCCGGGAGCGAGAGGAGUUGUUCUUCCGGGCUCUCUGCCUGUGCCACACUGUCCAGGUGAAGGACGACGACGCUGUGGAUGGGCCCAGGAAGUCACCAGACUCGGGGAGGUCCUGCGUGUACAUCUCAUCCUCACCUGACGAGGUGGCACUGGUGGAGGGUGUGCAGAGGCUUGGCUUCACGUACCUGAGGCUGAAGGACAACUACAUGGAGCUGCUCAACAGGGAGAGUGACAUCGAGAGGUUCGAGUUGCUGGAAGUUUUGAGUUUCGACUCCGUGAGGAGGCGGAUGAGUGUGAUUGUGAAAUCUGCCCCAGGAGAAAUUUACCUAUUCUGCAAAGGAGCAGACUCUUCCAUAUUUCCGAGAGUUAUUGAAGGCAAAGUGGAGCAAAUCCGGGCCAGGGUGGAGCGGAAUGCAGUGGAGGGACUGCGGACGCUGUGUGUUGCCUACAAGAGGCUCACCCCGGAAGAGUAUGAGGGCGUGUGCAGGCUGCUCCAGGCCGCCAAGGUGGCACUGCAGGACCGGGAGAGGAAGCUGGCGGAAGCCUACGAGCAGAUAGAAAGAGACCUGGUUCUGCUUGGGGCCACAGCGGUGGAGGACCGGCUGCAGGAGAAAGCGGCUGACACCAUCGAGGCGCUGCAGAAAGCAGGGAUCAAGGUGUGGGUCCUCACGGGGGACAAGAUGGAGACGGCGGCCGCCACCUGUUAUGCCUGCAAGCUGUUCCGGAGGAACACGCAGCUGCUGGAGCUGACCACCAAGAAGAUGGAGGAGCAGAGCCUACAUGAUGUGCUGUUCGAGCUGAGCAAAACGGUGCUGCGCCACAGCGGCAGCCUCACCAGGGACCCUCUGUCCAGCCUCUCCGCGGAUGGGCAGGACUACGGGCUGAUCAUUGACGGGGCAGCGCUGUCCCUGGUGAUGAAGCCGCGGGAGGAAGGCAGCAGUGGCAACUACCGCGAGCUCUUCCUGGAGAUUUGCCGCAACUGCAGCGCCGUGCUGUGCUGCCGCAUGGCGCCCCUGCAGAAGGCUCAGAUUGUGAAGUUAAUCAAAUUUUCAAAAGAGCACCCCAUCACCUUAGCCAUCGGUGACGGCGCGAAUGAUGUCAGCAUGAUCCUGGAGGCCCACGUGGGUAUAGGUGUGAUUGGGAAGGAAGGCCGCCAGGCCGCCAGGAACAGUGACUACGCGAUCCCCAAGUUCAAGCACCUCAAGAAGAUGCUGCUGGUCCACGGACACUUCUACUACAUCCGCAUCUCGGAGCUUGUACAGUACUUCUUCUACAAGAACGUCUGUUUCAUCUUCCCUCAGUUUCUGUAUCAGUUCUUCUGUGGCUUUUCGCAGCAGACCCUGUACGACACUGCAUAUCUGACCCUGUACAACAUCACCUUCACGUCGCUCCCCAUCCUCCUCUACAGCCUCAUGGAGCAACAUGUCAGCGCUGAUGCCCUCAAGAGGGACCCGACGCUCUACAGGGACAUUGCCAAGAACGCACUGCUGCGCUGGAGAGUGUUCAUCUACUGGACCUUCCUGGGAGUCUUCGAUGCACUGGUGUUUUUCUUCGGUGCUUACUUCAUGUUUGAGAACACAACAGUGACCAGCAAUGGGCAGAUCUUUGGGAAUUGGAGCUUCGGGACACUGGUAUUCACGGUGAUGGUGUUCACAGUGACGCUUAAGCUGGCACUGGACACACACUACUGGACCUGGGCCAACCACUUCGUCAUCUGGGGCUCGCUGCUCUUCUACGUGGUCUUCUCCCUACUCUGGGGUGGGAUUCUCUGGCCAUUCCUCAGCUACCAGAGGAUGUACUACGUGUUUCUGUACAUGCUGUCCAGCGGGCCUGCCUGGCUGGCCAUCCUGCUGCUCAUCACGGUGAGCCUGCUGCCUGACGUCCUGAAGAAGGUGCUGUGCCGGCAGCUGUGGCCCACAGCGACGGAGCGGGUCCAGAAGCGUGCGGAGCGCAAGGUGCCGGGCGGCGACAGGCCCCUGCUGAAGGACCUCCUCCCGCGGCCGAAGCGCCGUUAGCCCGAUGCUAGGUAACGCUGUGGCCGCGCCCACUGGGCACUAGGCCAGUGUGCUGUGGCUUUCACACCGCACCUUCUUCCUCCAAAGUUUUGCUGUGUCUGUGCCGUCUUGGGAGCCGAGGCUCACGUGGAGAGAAGCACCCCUUGCCCACACGCACGCACUUGCUGUGCCAGGUAAGUGCCUGGCUGAGGGAGCUCCCUGCAUGCCCUACCUGAAGGCUGGCCAGCCCCAGAGGACGCAGCCCACGGCCCUCAGAGCGUGCCGUGUGGGCUUGGUGUCCCUGGAUUCGUCCCCUGGCCUCUGCGCAGCCCUGGUACCCUGGCCGCCCGCACGAUGCAGGAGCCGUGAGGAAUGGACACUCCAGCGCACCUGGGCUCAGACCUGUGGCGCCAGGCGUCUGGGCGGAAGUUGCCGUGUGAUGACUGUCACUCCUGAGCAUCCAUGUGGGCCCCAGUGCCCAGGAGCCGAGGGAGGGGUCAUGGGGUGUGCUUGGACACACUGCAGACUGGACAGCACUGCUGGCGUCUCCUACACUGGAGCAGAGAAUGGACAGCCUGUGCGCACUGUAGCCGUGACGCGGGCUGUGCCAGGAAUUCUGUGAGGAGCAGAGCGCUUGGGGAAGGUGGCUGCGCAGCCAGCUGCUGGCUGGGCGCCUCCCUUGCCGCAUCUCCCUCAUCCCAGCAUCCCUGGGGACCACAGGGGCCUGGGCUCUGCACUAGCUCUCACAGACGUGGCCACAUCAGGCUGAGUGACCUGUGUCCACUCCCCCAGACCCACGGCUGGCCUAAGCGUCCCCACCCCGCCCCCUAGGGAAAGGGUCCCUCACAGGGCAGGCCCAGCUGUUUGCCACACACACUGGCCGUGCGCUUGGGGUUCUCACCUCCCUGUCCCUGUGGACUGGGGCUGAGCCCCUGCCAGGGCGCGGGGUACCCUCAGUCACCAUCAGGGAAGUGUUUGUCG